Lineus longissimus is the source of this 1785-nucleotide messenger RNA. RefSeq lists its product as uncharacterized. The coding region runs from base 9 to 473 and encodes 154 amino acids. The record is from RefSeq and is a predicted model, not a curated record. Gene Ontology annotation, biological process: modulation of chemical synaptic transmission; synaptic transmission, glutamatergic. The transcript has 3 exons. Gene Ontology annotation, molecular function: transmitter-gated monoatomic ion channel activity involved in regulation of postsynaptic membrane potential; glutamate receptor activity. Lineage: Eukaryota; Metazoa; Nemertea; Pilidiophora; Heteronemertea; Lineidae. Gene Ontology annotation, cellular component: postsynaptic density membrane; plasma membrane.
GCAAAGACAUGGUGUUGACAGGUGAUUUUGCAUUAGUCUGCGAACGUUCCUACUACGAGAGCGCUUCCGAAAAUGAUUGCGACCUGGCCAUGGUGCCCAAGGAAGAGUUCUUCUACUCCAGUUAUGGCUAUGCCGUACAAAAGGACAACCCUUUGAAGGUUUUGUUAUCUGAACAAAUCAAUGCGUUGUCCGAGUCCGGUGUGCUGGAAAAACUGCGUAAGGACUGGACGCCCGCCCAGCGGUGCAACGGCCUCACAUUCACCCAAUCCAAGCCAGCCGGCCUCGAUGACACGCAGGGAGGUUUCAUCGUUCUCGGCUUUGGUGUGGGAAUCAGCAUCAUCGCAAUGAUUACAGAAGUCAUUUGGUUUUAUUGCAUCCGCAAGAAAGUCGAGGGGAAGAAAUUCGGUCCGAUCACAUUUGGCAGUAGAAUCAGCAUGCGAAGCGAUAAUAAGGUUAGACCUAUGACUGACUAGAUAACACCUCUGGAUCUCAUCGGACCUAGAUUUUAUAGACUCCUGCGCAGUCGCAUAACUCAAUCUUUAUGUAACUGCCAACACAGGCCGCCAUUUUGCAUCCGCCACUCCACCAAUGCCCCGGGCGUCUACUCUGGGAUUCGUCGAGUAUUUAGAGAGACACAGGCGCUUGAGGAUACCAGAAUCAAAGCGAUCGAACAGUCCAGAAUUAACGUAAUGUCGACUCUUUCCUGUCUACCAUAUAGAUUGUUGCGUGUUUUCUGUAGGGUUUGUGGCGACUGAUCGAUUGCUUAUUGAUCUGUUGAUUCUACCCUCACGUGCCUGUGUCACAUCCGGGACCUCCGGACGUAAUGGAUUUCUUUGUUGGCAGAGAGAAUAAGGCCUUGAAUAUCGAUCUGCCGGGGAAGUAGAAUGAGUUUUAUUCUGUGAACCAGGAAAUUUUCUCCGCCACGUUAUUCGCGAAAAAAGCAUUUGGAAUUGCAUGUCAGUUGCCACAGUUUAAUGAAUUGCUUGAUGCCAAACCAUUAGAUGUGCAGUGUGACCGAUAAUUCAACGCGAAAAUAAGAACGGUCUUCGCGAAAAUUACUUGGUUUACGAUUUUUACCAGUCACUUUUGAUAGGCCAAUUUAUCAUAUUAAAGAUACACAAAAGAAAUGCAUGUUGCGAUAUCUAAUAUACAACCGGUACCUUGGAAAAUGACCAGCUGGAAUUCACGGACUAUGACUUUGGAACAGCCUCAUCGAAGAUGCACUCAAAUAUGUCAAAAGGUAGGGCGGAGAGCCAGUCUUCGGCCUGCAUACGUCAGCGAAUCUGAGAUAAGAGGGGCUGAGUUUGUUACCGAGUGCUGCUAAUUGUUUUGUUACGCAUAAUCACGUGUAAAUUCACUACUUUCUUUAAUAUUAUGGAGAUUUAUUUUUGAAGAAUUGUGAUUGCUUUGGAGCGCCAUAUAGAAUUCCAGAUAGCGACACUUGUCAUUGAACCAACAGUGGUGUCGUCUUUACUAGCAAGUCACGACGACUCCUGGACGAUUUCGUAGCAAAUGAUCAGGGUUCUUCCUCAUUUGAACCACAAGCCGCGUGUAGAACGCUGCGUAUACGGUGCCAUCAAUAUUUAAGAUAUUGUUAUUUUUAUACAAAUUAAACUGAGACUGCGACAAUUUUCAGCAGUGUGACUACGUCUGGCUGUGGUUCAUUUGAUGACAGGGUCUCUUUACCUAUCAGUAAUGAACUAACUGAAAAAGAACCUAAGAAUCGUAAAGUCAAUACCAGUGAAUACAGUUUAUGCCCAUGUGUGCUGAUUAAAGUGUUUCUUA